GGGGCGACAGGCAUCGGGUCCCCAGGCGGGGCGACAGGCAUCGGGCCCCCAGGCGGAGCGGCGGGCGCUGGGCCCCCAGGAGAGGCGACAGGCAUCGGGCCCCCAGGAGAGGCGACAGGCAUCCGGCCCCCAGGCGGAGCGGCGGGCACCGGACCCACAGGCGGAGCGACAGGUCUCGGGCCAUCAGGCGGAGCGGCGGGCGCCGGACCCCCAGGUGGAGCGACAGGUCUCGGGCCCUCAGGCGGAGCGGCGGGCGCCGGACCCCCAGGCGGAGCGACAGGUCUCGGGCCCUCAGGCGGAGCGGCGGGCGCCGGACCCCCAGACGGAGCGACAGGUCUCAGGCCCCCAGGCGGAGCGGCGGGCGCCGGGACCCCAGGCGGAGCGACAGGUCUCAGGCCCCCAGGCGGAGCGACAGGUACCAAGUCACCAGGCACGACAGUGGGCUCCGAGUCAACUGGCAUGACCGCUGGCACUGGGUCAGACAUUGGAUCGUCUGGCUGGACAGCGGGCAUCGGGUCACCAGGCAUCAGGUCACUUGGCUCGACAGCGGGCACCGCGUCAUCUGGCAAGGCAGUGGGCUCCGAGUCAACUGGCAUGACCGCGGGCACUGGGUCAGACAUUGGAUCGUCUGGCUGGACAGCGGGC
Molecule: messenger RNA, 645 nt
Organism: Staurois parvus
Lineage: Eukaryota; Metazoa; Chordata; Amphibia; Anura; Ranidae
Source: the annotation of a GenBank genome assembly